AUGUGCCACGAGAAGAAGAAGUCGGGGGGCGCAAAGUGGCAGAACCCGGUCAGCCUCGUCUUCCGCAUCGCCGGCAUGGGGCUGGCGGUGGCGUCGGCGGCGAUCAUGGCCACGGCGAGCCAGUGCACGAUCUACGCAGACUACGGCGCGCGCCCGCGCACCGUGACCUACCGCGACUUCCCCGCCUUCGUCUACCUGGUGGUGGCGGCCUCCAUCGCCGCGGCCCUGGAGGCGGUCGCCAUCUUCCUCUGCGUGUGCAAGAAGGGCAAGAGCAUCAAGAAAGCCAGGGCGGCGCUCAUGCCGCUCGGGCGGCGCCUCAGCGUCUGCGCCAGCAGCGUCGGCGGACGCUUCUGCGCGCAGGUGCACGUGUCCAUGUGGCUCUCGCUCACCGCCGCCGUGGCCGUGUCGCUCGCCGAGUGGGCGGCGAGCAGCGGUGGCGGCCGCAGCUCCAGCUCGGACUCGGACUCAGACUCAGACUCGGAGUCCGUCUGUGGGCAUGGGUGCCAUUCCAAGCAUUAG
Setaria italica (foxtail millet) is the source of this 519-nucleotide messenger RNA. Its product is annotated as CASP-like protein 1U4. Lineage: Eukaryota; Viridiplantae; Streptophyta; Magnoliopsida; Poales; Poaceae. The transcript has 2 exons. The record is from RefSeq and is a predicted model, not a curated record. The coding region runs from base 1 to 519 and encodes 172 amino acids.